GGUUGAUUGAUCCAGGCUGGGCUCUGUGCGCUCAUUGGCCGCUCGGUUCGCUCGGCGGUUGAUUGGUGAUGUCGCUCGGGCCCUGGCUCGGUUCGGCCCGGAUGCCGUGAGAUGGCCGCCGCCGGUCCAACGGAAACCUGGAGCCUGAGGAGGAGAGGGGGGACCCAGGAGAGACUGACACUGCCCGAGGGGGAGGAGGUCACCAUAGGCCGAGGCCUAGGCGUCAACUACCAGCUGACCUCCACCGUCUGCCCACUUAUGAUUUCACGAGUACACUGCAUUUUGAAACAGAAUGCGGAUGGUCUGUGGACCAUCACUGACAACAGGAGUUUGAAUGGGGUAUGGCUGAAUAAGACCAAGCUGGAACCGCGUAAAGCAUAUGUAUUGAGUGAGGGGACCUGCGUCCAGUUAGGGGUUCCACUGCCAAACACAAAUAACAUUGAAUUUGAAUAUGAUGUGGUUAAGGAAUCGCUGGGACAGGCAUGCUCAGACCUGGAAAUCCCAGGAAAGUCCAUGGGACCACGGGUAAAGCGGAAAUUUAAUCCUGAGGAAUCCGAGGACCCUGGAACUGAAGGUUCAUCAAAUCCUUUUAAAGUGAAGAUUUACCGGAUCAGUAGGGGUGUUGGUGAGUCAGAAAUAUCACCCUGUAGGAUGGACCUGGCCAGACAGUGUACUGGGAAAGUUGGGGCCAUGGAGCAACCUGAUAUAGAAGAUCUCUCCCCCACUCAGCAGCAGUGUCGCAGCACCUUACAGCUCAGCAAAGUGAGGCAAACCAUGGAGGAGAUACGGAGACUCAAUGUGCAAAUGCAGGUGAAGCAGCAGGAGAUGCAGGAAAAGAUGAAUGCCCCCGGGCACAGCAAACGGGCAGAUUCCAAGGAUCUUCUCCUGGUACAGAAAGAACUUCACGAUCUCCAGAACCAGCUGAGUAAUGAAAGAGUGGAACAUCUCCACCGGGUGCAGGAACUGAAACAGAUUUUUGCGGAACAGCAGCAGAAGCAGGGAGAACGGAAGCAGGCUGAAGAGGAACAAUUAAAGGAACAACUGGCCCAAGCGCUACAAGAGCAUACGUUACUCAUGGAGGAAUUGAAAAGCAAUAAGAAUAAUUUUGAGCAAAUUAUUCAAGCUAAGAAUAAAGAGCUUGAAGAAACCAAGCAAGAGAAGGAGAAAGUUCGAGCGCAGAAGGAGGAGGUUCUGAAUCACAUGAAUGACGUACUCGAUAAUGAGUUGCAGUGUAUCAUCUGCUCCGAACAUUUCAUUGAGGCUGUAACUCUGAGCUGCGCACACAGCUUCUGUUCCUACUGCAUCGCACAGUGGAGGAAACGGAAGGACGAGUGUCCCAUCUGUAGACAGGACAUCUGCUCCCAGACCCGAUCACUUGUGCUGGACAACUGCAUUGACCGCAUGGUGGAUAAGCUCAGCCCGGAGAUGAAGGACCGCAGAACUUCUCUUAUCAUUGAACGUAAAGCGCUGAAUCCCAUGAAAGAAGUGAUCCCCAUCUUAACAGACAGCGACAGCAACAGCUUGGACCCUUUCUCCAGCAGCGAUGAGUUGGACGAUGAGUUUGAAGGGGAUUUUGAUGAUGUCCCUUCAGGGUCUGAUGACGAGGAUGAUGACUUUUUAUUCCUAUGAUAAGCGCUAUGAUGUCAGCUUUGAUUGAAGAUGCUCCGGGCAAAUAUCAGUGCUUGAGUAAACCUAAUAAACUUUGGGAAGACCAGUGCCAUGUUUGUGCUGUUUCCAAAAUUUGAGAACAUUUGAUUUUCUUUUCCGCUGUAUUUAUCUUCUUUGCAUCAUGCUGCAGACCCAUUGGCGAUGAGGCCCUCUUCUCUGCGAGAAAGGGUGGACGUUCAGAUUUUUUUUAAUGUCUGCAAUUCUGCCAUAAAAAUGCCAUUGUUCAUGGUGGGGGCCAGGGCGAUGGCAGUGACCAUACCUCACAGGUUCACGGGGAAGCGAGGGUUUGUCUUUUUCUUUGUAUGUUUUAUUUUUUUAUGUUUCAUAUUUCUUGUAUUUUUUUUCUUUAAAUCUUGUCAUGAAAUUUACUUGUAGAUUUUGUAAUCACUUUCUGUGGUUGGCAUAACAAUGGUAUUAUGGAAUCAAUUUGAAUGCCCCUUUUUAUUAAAAUAAUAGAGAAAACUAGGACUGGGCUUUCUGUAAUGGUAAUAGGCUGCUUGAUGUCACGGAUGCUUAGUACAGGAGUAUCCACCUCAGCCAGCCAUUGUCUCUGUUAUACCAUGACAGAUGCCACUUAUGUGCUGUAAGCAUUUGUUUUGUAGUAACUGUCAGGAAGUAAUUGUAAUGUAAAUCCUCAUUUGUGCGGAGUACUGGCAUAUAGGAAGCCAUGCAUGCCCAGGACACCCUCCGGGGGGCAUGAAGAAGAGCUUCCAGCUCCUAAACCAAAGGUAUCUUAUUUAUUUUUUCCCAGACCUAGCCAGCUCAUCUGGUAUUAGCGGCUUCUUACACACGUGAUGCAGCCGUGUAGGUGGGUAAGCUGGAAAUCCCCAUCGCUGCCAGUACUGGGGCUCCUAGAGACAGGUUGUGGGUUCCAGGACAGAACGUUCCUUGGAGCAGAUACUGGGUCACAAUAGGCUAGGGGGUGUCUCUCUUCCUUACUUUCAGAGCAGGAUUUAAAAGACUGGAAAGGGUUAAAUAGAAUCGUUCCAAAUCCUUUAUACCAGACAUUGUAUUGUGGCAUUAAAAUGAUAUUGUAAUGAAA
Messenger RNA from Pelobates fuscus (common spadefoot toad), 2710 nucleotides. RefSeq names its product ring finger protein 8 (gene RNF8). Gene Ontology annotation, biological process: double-strand break repair; ubiquitin-dependent protein catabolic process; protein K48-linked ubiquitination. The transcript has 8 exons. Gene Ontology annotation, cellular component: cytosol; site of double-strand break; ubiquitin ligase complex. Gene Ontology annotation, molecular function: histone binding; ubiquitin protein ligase activity. NCBI's taxonomy places the organism in Eukaryota, Metazoa, Chordata, Amphibia, Anura, Pelobatidae. The record is from RefSeq and is a predicted model, not a curated record. Bases 112 to 1629 code for a protein of 505 amino acids.